Canariomyces notabilis is the source of this 470-nucleotide messenger RNA. RefSeq lists its product as uncharacterized. The transcript is spliced from 2 exons. The coding region runs from base 57 to 236 and encodes 59 amino acids. Gene Ontology annotation, molecular function: monooxygenase activity; iron ion binding; heme binding. The record is from RefSeq and is a predicted model, not a curated record. NCBI's taxonomy places the organism in Eukaryota, Fungi, Ascomycota, Sordariomycetes, Sordariales, Chaetomiaceae.
UCAUCGGGAAGCAAGACGUGGCUGCCAGGAAAGGCUUGGUUUAAAUGACUGAAGUAAUGGGUCAAAAGUAUCUGUGGGUUCGCCCCAUCCACCCCGACCACCCAUUCAAUCACCUUGACUUACACAGCUAUAUCUUCCUGAAUUCGAGGCCAAAUCCUUUCGGAAGCGGGCUGCGCGCCUGCCCGGGCGGGUUUUUCGCGCAGGAGGACAUGAACCUGAUGUUCAUCCAGCUCUAACCAGCAUUAUGCCCAAUAUUGGCAUGUCGCUGUUAUUGAAGGAGAAGCGGUGGGGAGGUGGGAAACAGGGCGGUUCAGCAAAGCCUCGUUGGAUUACACCAGGAAAUUAUACAAACAUCGAAGUUGAGAAGUGGAAACUGGAAAGUGCUCGUGAUGUUAGCCCGGGUGCCGCUUAUAACAGUCACCUGUCUGCUUCCCUAAACAUAGGAAUAGCCAGCCUGUCUGCGGAGAAUA